Molecule: messenger RNA, 714 nt
Organism: Lotus japonicus
Lineage: Eukaryota; Viridiplantae; Streptophyta; Magnoliopsida; Fabales; Fabaceae
Exons: 1
Coding region: 1-714 (237 amino acids)
Source: RefSeq, a predicted model, not a curated record
AUGUCUCAAGUCUCAGGAAAGCAAGAUUCCAUCAAAGGCAAGAUUGAGAAGACAUCUUCUGGAGUUAAGGUUAUGGGAUUGAAUGCGCAAUCCUCUGCUCAAUCCAAGAAGGAUUCUGGAAGAAAGAAUUCAAGAACUCCUGCCAGAAAGUGCUACAAGUCGAGUACGAGAUCUCAAGGCACUCGUGACUCACCUGUGUUUGAGGAUGUUUCUCAUGAAAUUUCCUCUGCGGAUGAAGAGGCAGAUGUUGAGGCUUUUGCUCCUCAAACUGAAGUUCCUGUAUCCAAUGUGCCUGAUAAGGAGAAUUCACCAUCUCUGGAUUCAUCCUCUGAGUCCGAGAACUCAGAGCCAGAGAAUGAAGCCCACGAGGAGGUCUCUUCUGAGGAGUCUACCAAAUCUCCUCCAUCUGUUCAUGCAAAUUCAGAUGCUGAUGACUCAGAUGAUGUUCCUCUGGCAAGUGUUGCUGCCAGGAUGAAGAAGAGAAGAAGGGUUCCUGUUGAAGACACCCCAUCUGGUUCACAAAAGAAGGCCAAAUCCACUAUGGAUGUGAAGAGCAAAGGUAAACAAAAGGUUGUGAAUUCCUCACACAAGAAGGUAAAGAAAACUGCUGAGAAGAAGAAAAUUCCAAGGAUUGAUUUGGAAUCUGAUUCUGAUGUUGAAGUCGAUGUUCAGGACAUUCGGACUUCUGAAAAGAAGAAAUUCUCUGGUAAGUGA